Molecule: messenger RNA, 2064 nt
Organism: Aspergillus pseudonomiae
Lineage: Eukaryota; Fungi; Ascomycota; Eurotiomycetes; Eurotiales; Aspergillaceae
Product: threonine synthase THR4
Exons: 8
Coding region: 143-1747 (534 amino acids)
Biological process (GO): L-threonine biosynthetic process
Molecular function (GO): threonine synthase activity
Source: RefSeq, a predicted model, not a curated record
UUCCGGGAUCGACCCCUCGUCUGACUGGCCGAUAUCGCCAUCGCCAUCGCCAUCGCCAUCAAAGUCACAAACUUUCCGUCGCAGACAUAUACCAGCAGGGAGGAAUUCUCAGCGCAAGAAUUGCGACAUCACAACAAACAAUAUGACGAGUUCAGCUCCGACGGAAUCUCAAAAAUUCCUCUCCACCAGAGGUGGUGACUAUGGCCUCUCAUUCGAGACUGUUGUCUUGAAGGGACUCGCUGCGGAUGGCGGUCUUUUCUUGCCUCACGAAGUCCCAAUCGCCCAUGACUGGCAAAGUUGGAAAGAUCUCUCCUACGCAGAGCUCGCGUUCAAGAUCUUUAGCCUGUAUAUCUCCCCCUCCGAAAUCCCGCCAGAAGACCUGAAAGGCAUCAUUGAACGGAGCUACUCGACAUUCCGUGCCGAAGAUGUUGUGCCCUUGACGCAUCUGCAAGAUGACAACCUAUAUCUUCUCGAACUAUUCCAUGGCCCAAGCUACUCCUUCAAAGACUGUGCCUUGCAGUUUCUGGGAAAUCUUUUCGAAUACCUCCUCGUGCGGAAGAACCAAGGAAAGGUUGGAAAAGAUAGGCAUCAUUUGACAGUCGUCGGCGCGACGAGUGGUGAUACUGGAUCUGCCGCCAUUUACGGUCUUAGGGGCAAGAAGGACGUGUCGGUGGUCAUCUUACAUCCUAAGGGCCGUGUCAGCCCUAUUCAGGAGGCGCAGAUGACCACCUGCACAGACAGGAAUGUCCACAACCUUGCCGUGACGGGAACGUUUGACGAUUGCCAGGAUAUCGUUAAGGCUAUGUUUGGUGACCCUGAUAGCAACCAGGCCUUGAAGCUCGGUGCUGUCAACUCGAUUAACUUCUCGAGAAUCCUCGCUCAAAUCGUGUUUUAUUUCUACGCCUACUUCUCGCUUGCUAGAAAGUCCCCAACGUUCAAGGUGGGUGACAAGGUCAGAUUUGUGACCCCCACUGGAAACUUCGGCAAUAUCCUCGCGGGUUACUUCGCAACCAAGAUGGGUCUCCCCGCCGACAAGCUGGUCGUGGCCACGAAUGAGAACGAUAUCCUGCACCGCUUUUGGACGACUGGCCGCUACGAGAAGAACCCUGUUCAGGAACAGAACGCUGAUGGCACCGUGAAAGCCGACGCUUGCAAGGAGACACCAAGUCCUGCAAUGGAUAUUCUGGUCUCCAGCAACUUCGAAAGACUCAUGUGGUUCCUCGCGAAAGAACAAGCAGCGGCUGCCGGCCUGGACGACACGUCCAGCAAAAAGAAGGCCGGUGAAGAGGUUUUGGCCUGGUACCAAUCAUUGAAGGCCACUGGCGGCUUCGGCCCUGUCGACAAGGAUUUGUUGGAGAAUGGGCGGUCGACUUUUGACAGCGACCGUGUGAGCAACCCAGAGACCGUGGAGACGAUCAAGUCCUGCUAUCAGGAGACGAAAUACGUUCUUGAUCCCCAUUCGGCUGUUGGAGUUACCGUUGCGCAGAGAUCCCUUGCUAAGACUGGCCCGAACGUCCAUCACAUCUCGCUCUCCACUGCUCACCCCGCCAAAUUCUCCGAGGUCGUUGAAUCAGCUCUAAAGGGCGAGGCCGGCUUCAACUUCGAUGAACAGGUGCUUCCCGACGAGUUUAAGGCUUUCGCGCAAAAAGAAACCAGGGUCACAACAGUUGAGAACUCGUGGGAGAAGGUCCGUGAGAUUGUGAAACGCCAGGCUGAAGAGGACAUCAAGGCCGAGAGCAGCGCUUAAAUCAAAGGUUUAUGUGAGACGAAUUGUCUAGGCCCCACCACCUGACAUUAAUAGACAUCUUUUCUUUUUUCUUCCAAAAAUACCAGGUUUCAUUUGCUGUGUGCUUAUUGUUUCGCGGGCACUGGGACACCACCCUUGCCAAGCCUUCACACAUACACGCGAAAUAUAGACUAUCAAAUAUCCUUCCAUGACGCUUUAGAUACUGCCAAAACAUGUCGUCUGAUAUAUAAGCCAAUAAGAACUGUUCCAAUGCAGCUACUUACAUGACAAACGGGCCACGAUACCGUCCUAGCCUCGAUAUGUGAAAAGCUCUUAAC